This is a messenger RNA of Caenorhabditis remanei, 1272 nucleotides long. RefSeq lists its product as uncharacterized. The record is from RefSeq and is a predicted model, not a curated record. Lineage: Eukaryota; Metazoa; Nematoda; Chromadorea; Rhabditida; Rhabditidae. Gene Ontology annotation, biological process: intracellular protein transport; activation of GTPase activity. The transcript has 10 exons. Bases 1 to 1272 code for a protein of 423 amino acids. Gene Ontology annotation, molecular function: GTPase activator activity.
AUGACAACUCGAUAUAUGGAACGGUUGGCCAAAAUUGAGGAGGUCCUUCUCAUAGCCAACAAGAAGAUAGAUAUCAAUGAUUUGAGAGCCGGCUGUAGUUACGGUGUCCCGGAAUCACUUCGCCCAUUGGCCUGGCGUCUUCUUCUCCAAUAUCUUCCAUUGGAACGACACAAGUGGCAAUCUUUUCUUGCUAAUCAGAGAAUGAAUUAUGAUCAGAUGAUAGAGCAGGUCAUUGUGGAGCCAGGAACCGCCUCAAUGGAACAGAGCAAAAGUCACGAUAAUGAUCAUCCUCUCUCGGACAACCCAACCAGCGAUUGGUCAGCAUUCUUCCAAGACAACAAAGUGCUCUCACAGAUUGACAAAGACGUCCGCAGACUGUACCCCGAGAUACAGUUCUUCCAGUUGCUUUCCAAAUUCCCGCAUCCACAUGGCAUGAAGUAUCCAUUGUCCCGCCGCGUCAUCAACCAUCAGGAAUUGGACACCCAAGAGUUUGGAACCAAUCGCGACGGAAUUGUUGGAUGUGUCAAGACGAAUCUUGCAAAAAGCAAUCAGGACGAGAAUCAAGCGCCCGACUCGGAGUUUCAUUGGCAUAUUGUGGAACGCAUCCUCUUCAUCUAUGCAAAACUCAAUCCCGGAGUACAGUAUGUUCAAGGAAUGAACGAGUUGGUUGCCCCAAUCUAUUACGUCUUUGCCAAUGACGCUGAUGAAGAGUGGGCCGCAUAUGCCGAGGCGGACACCUUCUUCUGUUUCCAGCAAUUGAUGAGUGAGGUCAAAGACAACUUCAUCAAGACUCUCGACGACAGCAUUUGUGGAAUUGAAUCCUCGAUGUCAGCGUUCCACAACAUGAUUUCCACGUUUGACCCUGAGCUUCACAAGCAUCUCACCUUAACACUGGAGAUCAAACCACAGUUCUACGCCUUCCGUUGGCUCUCAUUAUUGCUGAGUCAGGAGUUCCCUCUACCCGACGUCAUCACACUGUGGGAUGCAUUGUUCUCGGAUCCCCAAAGAUUUGCUCUUCUUCCAUACGUGUGCCUAGCGAUGAUGGAGCUGCAGAGAGAACCCCUACUCAAAGGAGAUUUCCCAUUCUGUGUCCGGCUUCUUCAGAACUACCCGGACUCGGACGUCGCCAGAAUCGUCGCCUUCGCUCAAGAAAUUCGGGAUGGUAAAGCACCAAAACCAACCGUUAAGGAGGUCUCCAAAGGAAGCAAGAUAGCUAGACAUGCUCGCCAACUCUCCGACACUCUUCGUAACCUGUCGAUCAUCAAAAAGUAG